AUGGACAACGACCAAGAAGGAAGAGAGGGUGGUGAAGGGAGAGUCCCUAGGGGAUUAACCUUUGAGCAAUCCCAAAACUUGCGUAGGGAUAGGCAGCUUGAAGACCUAACCACACGCAUGGAUGAAUUGAUGCACAUGAUGCAACAAGGCAUGCGUGACAAUAGGCGCAACAACUCUCCUAGUCCUGAUAGGAGUGCACAUACUAGCAACCAUGAAGCUAGUUCUGAAGAGGAGGCUAACCAUCCAAGGCAUAGACAACCACAAAGAGACGACGAUCGAGGACUAAGGCUCGACCUCCCUAACUUUGAUGGCGCCAUGGAGCCCAAAAAGUUCCUAGAAUGGCUGCAAUGGAUGGAAAGAGUCUUUGAUUACAAAGACUAUGAUGAUGCUAAGAGGUUUAAGGUAGCUAUCCUAAAGCUUACAGGUUAUGCUAGCCUAUGGUACAAAAAUUUGAGGAACAAGAGGCGCAAGGAUGGUAAACCUAGCCUACGUUCAUGGGAGAAGUUGAAGACUAGAAUGAAGAAGCGCUUCCUCCCUUCUGCUUUCACACAAGAUAUGUUUAGAAAGCUUCAAGUUUUACAACAACACUCUCUAAGUGUUGAGGAAUAUGUGGUGGAGUUUGAGAGGAUAAACAUGUUGUGUGAUGUGGAUGAGAAGGCCGAGCAUAAGAUUGCUCGUUUCAUUGCUGGGUUGGACAAGAAGCUAGCCAAAAAGGUUGAUCUACAACCCUAUUGGAGUUUUGAGGAGGUGGUGCAAGUGGCUAUGAGGGCUGAGAAGUAUGUUAAGGCCAAGAAAGCCUCCACCUUUAAGCAUUUUGUGAAGCAAGGAGAUAAACGAAGUGGUGGCGCCAAGAGAGAGGAAGGAAGUAGCUCCACUACCCCUACUAGAUUCGACAAGUUUAAGGGGGAUAAAGGGAAGUCUUCUACACCUUUAGCCACUGAAGAGAGGCGCAUAUGCUUCAAGUGCAAGGGCUAUGGAAACAUCUUAAAGGAUUGCCCUAAUAAUAGAGUGAUGACAUUAAGGGACAUCCAAGAGAUUGAUGCUGAUUAUGCUAAGGGAAGCUUCGAAAAAGAGGAGCAUGAGGGGGAAAAGGAACAUGAUGAAGAGGCAGCAUAUGAAGUAGACUCAGAAGAGGAGCCAGAGUAUGAGGGACAACAACUCAUUGGGAGGCAUAUGCUACACACACAACCACCUUCUUUGGACCACACUCAAAGGGACAAUAUCUUCUUCACUCGUUGCUUGGUCAAACAAAGGGUAUGUGAUUUGAUCAUUGACAAUGGUAGUUGUGCUAAUGUAGUGUCUACCACUCUUAUUGAUAAACUACAAUGUCCUACUUCGAAUCAUCCACGCCCCUACAAACUCAAUUGGCUUAGUGAUGAUAAUGGCAUCAAGUAUGAUGGGCAUACCAAUGCAUGCAUUGCUACUGUGGGAGGUAAGAGGACAGCCUUGAAGCCCUUGACUUCAACUCCUCCAAAGAAAGGCUCAUUGUUAGUGAGUGCUAAAGAGAUUGAGAGGGACUUGGAGGAAGAAAACGAAGGGUAUCUUUUAAUGGUACGUGAGGUAGAAGGGGAGCAGCAAGAGUACAAGGUUCCUAAACACCUUGAACGUGUCCUUGAUGAGUAUAGUGAUGUGUUCCCUCAAGACUUACCUCCAGGAUUGCUAGAUAUUCGAGGCAUUGAGCAUCAAAUUGACCUAGUUCCAGGUGCUUCUUUGCCUAACAAAGAUGCUUAUGGAUGCAAUCCUCAAGAGACACAAGAAUUACAAAAGCAAAUUGAAGAGUUGAUGUCCAGGGGAUAUGUACUUGAAAGCAUGAGUCCAUGUGCCGUUCUUGCUUUGUUAGUACCCAAGAAAGAUGGUACUUGGCGCAUGUGCAUUGAUAGUAGGGCAGUUAACAACAUCACCAUUAAGUAUCGUUUUCCUAUCCCUAGAUUGGAUGACUUACUUGAUGAAUUACAUGGUUCUACUAUCUUUUCUAAGAUUGAUUUGAGGAGUGGUUACAAUCAAAUAAGAAUGAGAGAAUGA
Beta vulgaris subsp. vulgaris (sugar beet) is the source of this 2022-nucleotide messenger RNA. RefSeq lists its product as uncharacterized. The transcript is spliced from 2 exons. The record is from RefSeq and is a predicted model, not a curated record. Bases 1 to 2022 code for a protein of 673 amino acids. NCBI's taxonomy places the organism in Eukaryota, Viridiplantae, Streptophyta, Magnoliopsida, Caryophyllales, Amaranthaceae.